UUAGCGCAGAUGUUUAUCGGCUUUCUAUCUAAGCUCAAGCUAAAGCAAGGCUGCUAUCACCAUGGUCGUCGGAUAUAUUUCUCUCAUAUCUAACCAUACAACGACGAGGCUAACAGAGAGUGAAAGCAGAAACGAAUUGACGUGAUGGAUGUGGGAAAAAUCUCUUCUGCUGAUGCUGCUCUGCACAAAAUGAUGUGCUGUUCCAUUCUUGGGGCUGCUCAAAGCUGCCUCCUUUUGCUUCUUAUCAUGACUGGGACCCUGCUCGAUGGUACAGACGUUGUUCCAUCCCUGAUGAAUAGAAGAUUCCCAUUCGGUGAUCUUAAAAAAGACACUGAGACGGAGGAGAACAAAGAUUUUGGUGAGAGUGACGACGAUGAUGAUGAAGACAACGAAGCCAGUGAUGACGAUGACAGUGAUGAGGACGACGAUGAUUACUCUGGAGAUGGGGGUGAUGACGAUGAUGUAGACUCUGAUGAUGAGGUUGAGCACAAUGGUAAUGCAGGGAGUGAAGAGGACGAUGAUAGCGAUGACGACGGAGAUGAUGAUGGAGGUGACAGCGAUGAUGACGACGAUGACGAUGACGACAGUGAGGAUGAUGAAGAUGAAGAGAAACGUCCAUCGAAGAAGAAGAAGUGAGAUGUUAGGUCUCUGUUUCGGUUUCAGCUAUAGCAAGUAGCAUUUUUAAAUGGUACUCUGUUUUGGUCAUAUUGACUGAAAUUAUGUUGUUUGGUUUAUUUUAGUUACUUUGGUAUUCGACAUUACUCCAUUUCAUUGGAGAGUGAAUUGUAACAUGUUAUAUGACAUGUUACUAUCUAUAAAUUAAAUUAUCAAUUUUACA
This is a messenger RNA of Salvia hispanica, 838 nucleotides long. RefSeq lists its product as uncharacterized. NCBI's taxonomy places the organism in Eukaryota, Viridiplantae, Streptophyta, Magnoliopsida, Lamiales, Lamiaceae. The record is from RefSeq and is a predicted model, not a curated record.